Molecule: messenger RNA, 1662 nt
Organism: Gossypium arboreum
Lineage: Eukaryota; Viridiplantae; Streptophyta; Magnoliopsida; Malvales; Malvaceae
Product: putative disease resistance RPP13-like protein 1
Exons: 6
Coding region: 1-1662 (553 amino acids)
Biological process (GO): defense response to other organism
Molecular function (GO): ADP binding
Source: RefSeq, a predicted model, not a curated record
AUGGACAUCCCUAGUUCAAAGAAAUUGGAGAAAAUUAUUAGAAGGUGCAAUGGCUUACCUUUGGCUGUAAAAGCUAUUGGAAGCUUGCUACGCAUAGUUAAAUAUCACGGAGAAUGGGAAAGAAUAUAUGAGAGUGAGAUAUGGAACUUACCAGAAGAGCAGUGUGGCAUAAUUCCAGCUUUGCGAUUAAGCUACCAUCAUCUUCCGUCAUACUUGAAACGAUGUUUUGCAUAUUGCUCCAUACUUCCUAAAGAUAAUGAAUUUGAAGAAGAAGAAAUGAUCUUGUUAUGGAGAGCAGAAGAGGGUGAUAGGCAACAGAAGUUCUCAAAUCGCACUCGACAUUCGUCUUAUAUUGCUGGUGUAUAUGACACGGUGAAGAAGUUCGAAGCAUUUGAUCAAGUGAAAUCAUUACGUACUUUCCUACCUUCACAAUUGUCACGUGAUCGGAAGCUUUAUUUAACUAAUGUUGUUUUGGUUGAUUUUUUGCCAAAACUUGGCUACCUAAGGGUGCUUUCUUUGAGUGGGUAUGCCAUCACUGAGUUGCCUGAUGUGUUCCAUGCUUCAAAGUUUACUUCAAAGAUGGAAAAUCUUGUCAACUUGCAUUAUCUUGAUAUUAGAGGGGAAGGUGAUGGUUGUCAUAUUAGAGAUUUGAAAUAUUUGUCAAACCUCAAAGGUGAUUUCCGUCUUUCUGGGUUGGAGAAUGUUAAUGGUAAAGAUGCAGGGGAAGCCAAGUUAAUUGAGAAGCAGGGGAUUGAUCAAUUGAAUUAUGGUGGUGCAAAAUUCUCUACUUGGAUUGCAGAUCCUUCCUUCAAGAAUAUGUUGUCAUUGGAGCUUCACGACUGUAAAAAUUGCGAAUCUCUACCAUCGAUUGGAAGGUUGUUGUUGUUAAAAGAUCUUUCAAUUAGUGGCCUGGAUCAAGUACAUAAGAUUGGUGCUGAGUUGUUUGGAGAAAAUCAAUCAAAUGCUUUUGCAGCAUUAGAGUCUCUGCGUUUUGGCAAUAUGCUAAAUUGGGAGGAGUGGGACCUAUGUGAAGAUGAUGAGCAAGUAUCGAAAUUCCCCGGCCUCCGUUUUCUUUCAAUCAGAGAAUAUCCUCUAUUGUUGGGAAGGUUGCCAGCUAUCCUUCAAUCCUUGCAGAAACUUGAAAUCUUUGAGUGUAAGAGACUGCUAGUUUCAAUUUCAAGUUUUCCCUUGCUGUGUGAAUUAAGGGUUAAUGGGUGUGAAUUGGUGGAUGAAGGUUCUUUGUCUGUACAGAGGGUUACCUCUUUGAAAUAUGUGUCUCGUUCAUAUAUUUCAAAGUUUAAUAUUUCAGCAGAGAGGAUAAUGUUGAGAUCUGCAAACUCUGAAACAUUCAACAUCUAUGGUUGGAAGGAGUUGGGCUCUUUAUCGCAAAAUGGGUUAAGCAUAGUUGGGCAUCGUUUCAUCACGUUUCGGAAUUGUCCCCAGUUGGUCUCUUUGGAAACAGAGGAGGAGAGAUUUCAACUUGACAAGAUUCCAGGUGUUGAAUCUCUAGACAUAAGGGCUUGUGAAAGGCACAAUAGACUACCAAAAGUCUUACAUGCUUUCCCAUUGAUUACGAGAAUAGAACUUGAAGAGUGUCCAGGCUUGGUUUGUUUUGCAGAGAGUAACUUCCCUCCUGCUUUAAAAGAGCUGAGGAUUUUAUGA